Messenger RNA from Neofelis nebulosa (Clouded leopard), 805 nucleotides. It is a transcript of the gene ADM5, whose product is annotated as adrenomedullin 5 (putative). Gene Ontology annotation, biological process: positive regulation of heart rate; adenylate cyclase-activating G protein-coupled receptor signaling pathway; regulation of systemic arterial blood pressure. The transcript is spliced from 2 exons. Bases 269 to 592 code for a protein of 107 amino acids. The record is from RefSeq and is a predicted model, not a curated record. NCBI's taxonomy places the organism in Eukaryota, Metazoa, Chordata, Mammalia, Carnivora, Felidae.
CCCUCUUCCCUCCUUAAAAGGUCAGAGCGCCGCUGCGUGGCCAGCACACCCAGUGUGGGGCUCCGACGCCAAGGAACAAGACGUGGGGAUCCAGGUUCUGUCUUCCCUUCUGGCGUGGUGUGGCCUGGACUCGGCCUCGGUUUCCCCACCCCCGGGGGAGUGGGGACUGGCACUGAAGCGGGAGUCGGGAGGGGGCGGGGCCGCACUCCAGACGGGCCGCUUCGCCCAGGGGUUUCGUUUCGAGGACCACUCCCGGCCCCACCCCACGAUGACUUCCCACGUCCUCCUGUUGCUUCUCGCCUCCUCCAUCCUGGGGGACCCGGACUCUGCGGGCAGACGGCCCCUGCAUCAGGUCGCCCAGAACCGCAGGCGCCUCUGUUCCCUGGGCACAUGCCAGACGCACCGCCUGCCAGAGAUUAUAUACUGGCUCAGCUCUGCCUCCGCCAAAGAGCUCUCAGGGAAGGCCGGCCGCGAGCCCCAGGACCCCCACAGCUACGGGCGCCGCCGUAAGCGCGACGCCAGAGUCCUGCUCCGUCUCUAUGACCCUGGCCCGAAGAAAAGAGGCCAGCGCAGUGCCCGGCUGGCUGGGUGACGUCGGGCACGUCCCUGUUCCUCCUCUGGCCUCAGCUUACCUACCUGUGUAUUGGGGCCACGAUCCCAAGUUUCUUUUGCCCUCCAUCUCCUGGGCUCACUCAGAAACUGUCUCCCCCCGGCUGUGACUGGGCUGGACUCGGUGCACACCGGACCUAGCAUGUACAAAGAAUACUAUCGUCCAGAGCCUAAUAAAAACGAGUUUCACGUUUCA